This is a messenger RNA of Colletotrichum truncatum, 2688 nucleotides long. Its product is annotated as C6 finger domain-containing protein. Gene Ontology annotation, molecular function: zinc ion binding; DNA-binding transcription factor activity, RNA polymerase II-specific. The record is from RefSeq and is a predicted model, not a curated record. NCBI's taxonomy places the organism in Eukaryota, Fungi, Ascomycota, Sordariomycetes, Glomerellales, Glomerellaceae. Gene Ontology annotation, biological process: regulation of DNA-templated transcription.
AUGCCCGCAUUUGGGGCACCCUCUGCUGUUCUCUCGCCCUUCUCACCACCAGAAUCCCUCUCAAUCCACCCUUCGCCGCUCCCAAAACCUUCGUCGCCGCAGCGAAGAAGGUCGACUCACCACCCUCAUCCACAUCCAGACACCCCGUCGAAAGAGCGGUGUCCUGGGGUCCAAGGCCAUAUCACUACCCCAAGUCCCGUUCCUCGACUUACACCUACCCGUUUGACUUUCCUGCUUUUGAUACCAGCCAACAUGAAUGUCAACUUCGAUUCGAGCGGAGGCGACGGCCUCAUCGACCUGUCCUCGUUCGAUCAGCGGGACCGAUUUUCCUACGCCUCCCAAAUCCCCUCAUCCCAGAAUAGCCCCCAGAGCGUUGCAAACAUGCCCGCCCAAAGGAUUUGGCCUAUUCCUCUGGAUAUGGCUUCGAAUGUCGCUGCUUCGAGUCCACCCGAGGACCAGCAAGCCCACUCGCCCUCCCAUAGCUCUUCGCCUUUGAGCCAGCACUCGCAUCACUCGCCGUACCAACAACCUGUCAACUCCUUGACCGACUGGGCCCUUCAACAACAUCAACACCAGCAGCAGCAGCAACCUCACAUGCCAACCCAGGACUUUUCCCAGUUCGUUUCCGAUGCCUACAUGCCAGUUACCUACAACCCGUAUGCCCCGGGCUUCCAGACGAGUCCUAUCGAUUUCCUCCCGGCGACGACUCAAGCUUUGCAGGCCGCAAACUUUCAACUCGCGACUGCCUUCAACACUAUGCCGCCCAUGGAUGAGACCGUCCCCGCCAUGAACUGGAAUAUGGGUAUGGAGAGCUGGCACGAUAUUCAAGCCGCCGCUUCCGCUUUGCAAAUUGAGGGGCUGUCCCAUAGUAUCGGCAGCAACUCGCCGACCGGCACUUUCCUCGAGGUCCUGUCUCUGCCCAGCUCCAGCGGGGAGGGUUGGUCGAUGGUUGUCGAGCAGGGUUCCGGCACCGGAUUUGACCACUUUCAGCAGCCCCAGCCCAACGCGGCAAUUUUUAACCCCAGCCAGACGUUGCAUCUGCGAACAAAUUCGGACUCGUCGGACGGUGCCAACUCGUUUGAGCUCGGUAGCUAUGAGGAAAUUGCCCCCUUCCCCAUCUCGCCCUUCUCCCCCGAGUCUGAUGGAUAUGUCGACGCCGGAUCCCACCGCAACUGCUUCGGAGACAAUCACAACCACAACCACGUUCACAACCACGACACAGUCAGCCCAGCAGCAGCCGUUGCUCCAAUGCCCAUCAAGUCCACCACCCCCACUCGCCCGACGCCCGCAAGCGGCUCCGGUGCCACGUCACCUCCCAUUGUCAGCGUCCGAAGAAACUCGGGUCAAAGACGGAGCCCGGUCACCGGCAAAGCCACCAAGGCUGUCAUCCGACGCACAUCCACCGGUAAGAAGGACGGCACCGAAGUCAAGAAGGUCGGCCGCAGAAAGGGUCCUCUUCUGCCUGAGCAGCGUAAGCAGGCCAGUGAGAUCAGGAAGCUUCGUGCCUGCCUGCGUUGCAAGUUCCUCAAGAAGACUUGUGACAAGGGUGAGCCAUGUGCUGGAUGCCAGCCAUCUCACGCUCGCCUGUGGCAGGUUCCUUGCACUCGUAUCGACAUCAAGGAUAUCGGCUACUUCAUGAAGGACUGGAAGGCCGAUUACGAGCGCCAUCUCGGCCGCGGUGUCUCGGUUUACAACGUCAAGGGCUUUGCCCAGAAUGAGACCAUCAUGUGGAUUACCCAUGGCUACGGCUUUGCCCUCCCCGUCUACGUCCGCGAGGUCUACGUCGCCGACGAGAGCUGCUUCCAGGCUGACUGGGUUGAGUCUUGCCUGACCGACCAGGAGCCCAUUGACUUUGAGCUCCGCACUGGCAACCUUGACGUUGGCGCCAAGGGUGUUUCCGUUGAGGCUCUGUCUGACUACCUCGACAAGCACAUUGACGGCGGCUUCGAGGACUUCAUUGAGGAUCACUUUGAGGGAACCCCCUUCAUCACUGAGAUCCUUAAGACGGCUCACCGGUAUUACGUCAAGGAGCGCAUGCCCGUCAUUCGCAAGGCUCUCAAGCUUGUCCUGGCCUACAACCUCACCCUACACAUCACUCUGGUUGAGAACCAGGGUGAGGAGGUCAGCCUCGACGGCCAGAUUGACGAUGAGGACUCCAAGUAUUACGGCCGGACCGUUGCCCCUGUCAUGAUCAAUUUCCAGAUCAAGUGUGCCAUGGCUGAUAUGUGGCGAGAGCUACAGAAGGAGAUUCUCGAGGAGCUUUCUGCCUUGUACUCUAGCGUGUACAGCGGUGAGCGUCUCAAGAACUGGCCCACCAUCUUCAUGUUGGCUUCUAUCCUGCUGGCUGUCUGGGAGGAGAUGCAGUUUGACUGCCACUACCGCGUGCCCGACCCCGCCGCUGUCAACAAGUUCUGCAGCGACAUGGAGACUACUCCUGUCGGUGUCAUUGUCGGCCUGUUCCACGCCAUCUCCCAAAAGCUCCCCGCCUUCAUGGACUGGGAUACCUCCAAGCAUGGUCAUCUCCUCAACAACAACGUUGCCGUUUGCGAGGCCAUGACUGAGGUCCGCGAGCAUGUUAUUAAGCAUGAGUCGUACCUGCGCACUCGCCCUGAUGCCACCUUUGACCGCAACGACUUUGACUGCUUGUCAAACAAGUUCCUGUCGAAGCUGGUCAUCCGUGCCAACUAA